AUGGCUGGUAGGAAAUCGACGAAAAACAGACAGAUUAGUGAAACAACAGUCAAAAAUCCGAAUCAACCGAAAACUAGCGCAGAAGAAUCAUUGAUUAUGUGAGUUUUCAAAUGAAAAUUUUAAAAACGGAGACUAGAAUUUGCGAAUUUGGAAAGCUAGUCCCCGUGUUUUUCUCCCGAAAAUUUGCAUAAAAAUCGGUUUUUACAGUUCGCCGAAUGGUGAACUUCGCCGACGACUUCUUGAAGCAGCUAUAGACGUCAAAGAGAAUAUUCCGUCUGAAACUAUUCAUAAUCGAAGAAUUACGCGAAGUUGCGCUUCUAGUAUGGACUCGGAAAAAGCGCCAUUUUCGCCGGAAACUAGGAAAAGACGAGGGGCACAGGUAAAUUCCAUUUUUGAUUGGAAAUUUGGUCGAAAAUAGGGAAAAUUUGAAGAAAACACUGAAAUAAUACGUUUUUUUCGAGAAAUAGUCGGUUUUUAAUGUUCUACGUCAUAGUCCACGUCCAAAAGAUUGUGUGAAAUCAAAAUGUAUUGAUUUUUACUGAAAAUUGUGAAUUUUAUACAAUUUUCUUAUCUAAUGUGAAAAUUUUCCACUUUUUUUUUCAAUUUCCAAUUUAUAAUCCUCAUUUAUUUCCUCUCCAUCUCUAACCUCCUUCUCUCCAUUUGCAAUCCAAACACAUAGAAUUUAUGUGUGCUGUGUCCAAAAAACUGACCACUGGCGGCUGUUCCUUUUCCUUCUAUCCUUUGUGGUUUGUUGGAAAAUCGUUAGAAGGCAGACACGCGGGGGUAUAGCUCAGUGGCAGAGCAUUCGACUGCAGAUCGAGAGGUCCCCGGUUCAAAUCCGGGUGCCCCCUAGCAUUUUUGCAAAAUUUUGAGAGGAAUUUUCUUGAAGCGAAGAAAUUAUGAAUUUUUAGGUAUCUUGUAGACAGUAGACAGAGUAGACAAUUUUUAAAUUCAAUCGACAGAAAAUGGCACCAAAAAACCUAAAAAUUCUUUCAGAUCGGCCCAAUCGCCAAACGCGCCUCAAUCGAGAAAAAAGACCAACAUCCCUCAACAGCCGCCAGCGACGAUGAUACAUUCUCGAAUUCCUCUGGUUCGAUAUCAUCAAUUUCUACAUCCUCAUCAACAUCGUCAAAAAAUAACACAAGACUUCGCGGAAAACCACUUCCAGUGAUGGAAGAAGAAGAUUCAGAUAUUGAAAAUGAAGAAGAGGAGGAACAAGUUCGAGAUAUUUUGGAGGUUGAAGUCGACGAUGAAGAGGAAUUUGAGGAUGAGGAAUUGGAAGAUGAAGAACUGGACGAGGCUGAUCUUCCACUUGAAAAUGAGCAAUUUGCAAUUAUGAAAUCAAGAAUGAAUGAUGUCACUUUGCUCAAACCGCCGAGCUCUUUAAAUCCGGAAAAAUUGCGAGGAAUCGGCUCGCCUGAACAAGUUUGGAGUUUGAUGGUUGGAAGAGAUGAAAUAUCUCGAGCUAGUAAUUGUUUGCUAAAUAAUCAUCCAGAAAUGUCGGAAAAUAUGCGAGGAUUAUUGAUUGAUUGGUUGAUGGAAGUUUGUGAGUCGGAGAAUUUACAUCGCGAGACUUUUCAUUUAUCGAUUGAUUAUAUUGAUCGAUAUCUUGAUUCGAAUGAUCGACCUGUUAAUCAAAAUACAUUUCAACUUGUUGGAGCUGCUGCUUUGUUUGUGGCAGCAAAAUAUGAGGAAAUAUAUCCGCCGAGAUGUGAAGAAUUUGCAAAUUUGACUGAUGGCGCAUUUAGUUGUGAAAACAUCAGACAAAUGGAGGUUUUAUUGGUCCGCGCAAUCAAUUGGACAUUAGGUCCGAUAACUUCGAUUCAUUGGCUUGCAACUUAUCUACAAUUAUUGGGACAGGAACCUGAAAAACAAUCGGACGAUGAGCAUUUCACUGAGCAGAACAAUUAUUUUGUGCCUGAGUUGAUGCGCGAGGAUUUUGUGCAUAUGGCGAGGAUAUUGGAUUAUUUGCUGUUUGAGGCAGAUUCGUUGAGAUUUACGUAUCGGACGAUUGCGGCAGCUGUGCUUUUUGCGUGCGUUGAACCGAGAGAGGAAGUCGAGAAUGCGACAGGUGAGUUUUUGGGUAAUUUUUCAUCGGAAAAUAGGAUUGUUAUAUGAAAUUUUAGUUUUUUAACAAACCACAAAAUUAUGCGUUUUGAAAAUUUCCUAAUUAUUGAAAAAAAUUGGAUUUUUUGUUUCAAUGUUGACUUUUUUCAAAGGUUUAUCUAGGAAGUACGAAGCCAAUAUUCAAUAGUUUUUGAUCUGGAAGAGUUCUGAAAGCCAAAUCAAUUUUUUAUUUCCAGGUUUUCUGUACGAUCAAUUAUCGGCUGUAAUUCGAUUUGUUGAACCGGUUGUGACGGUUUUCGAUAGAAGCCGAGAUGCUGGAGAUCCGUUGCCAACAAAUGAAAAAAUAACACCGGAAGAUGUGCAUAACAUUCAAACAUAUUUCAAAUUUGAUGAAAUUAGGCCAAAAGUUGUGAGUUUUUGGGCUGCUGAAGAUGGGGUUUUUUUCAAACUUAAAUGACUGAGAAAAUUCCAUGUAUUUAAAAAAUAUUUUGAGAAAUUCGAAAUUCUGGUGUCAAUAUUCCACGUUGUGAAAUCUGAAAAUAUUUUAAACUGCUCAAAAAAUCAAAAGAAAAAAGAAGGAAAUUUUCCAUGUUAUACAGAAAUUUCCUUUUCAGGACGAAGAACGGCGACUCAGAAAAAUGUCGUCAAAAAAUCUGUGA
Molecule: messenger RNA, 2726 nt
Organism: Caenorhabditis angaria
Lineage: Eukaryota; Metazoa; Nematoda; Chromadorea; Rhabditida; Rhabditidae
Source: the annotation of a GenBank genome assembly